CCCCACUUCGCUUCCUCCCACUGCAGCGAAACUGAAAAGUGAAGGAAACGAGUUGUUUAAGAAUGGACAGUUCGGAGAAGCCGUGCUCAAAUAUUCGGAAGCAAUUGAGCACGUCCUUGGACUAGGAGAACAGAGUCCAGAUGAUUUAAGUGUCUUGUACUCAAACAGAGCAGCAUGUUACCUCAAAGAAGGGAACUGCAGUGACUGCAUUCAGGAUUGUAACAGAGCUCUGGAGCUUCAGCCAUUUUCCCUGAAGCCUCUUCUACGCCGAGCAAUGGCCAGUGAGUCUAUGGAGCGAUAUCGCCAGGCAUACGUCGAUUAUAAAACAGUCCUGCAAAUAGACAGCAGCAUCCAAGCAGCAAAUGAUAGUGCUAAUAGAAUAACAAAGACUUUAAUAGAUCAGGAUGGGCCCAGUUGGAGGGAGAAACUGCCACCAAUUCCAGUUGUCCCAGUUGCUGCUCAGCUGCACAGGUGGGAUGGAGGAAACAACACUUCAGAGAAUGAGCCAGGAAGUACUACAGAUAAGUUCAAGAGAUUGAAAAGUGAAGGGAAUGAUUUUGUAAAAAUGGGGGAAUAUGAAGAAGCUGUAAAUAAAUACAGUGAAUGUAUGAAGCUAAACACUGAGGAAUGUACUGUCUACACUAACAGAGCUCUCUGUUACUUGAAACUCUGUAAAUAUGAAGAGGCUAAGCAGGACUGUGAUCACGUUCUUCAGAUAGAAGAUUCUAAUAUUAAAGCCUUUUAUAGAAGAGCACUAGCAUACAAAGGAUUACAGAAUUAUCAAGCCAGUGUGGAUGAUUUCAACAGAGUACUUGUAAUGGAUCCAAAUGUUCUUGAAGCACAGAAUGAAUUAGAGGAGGUAACUCAACUGCUUCACCUUGCCAGCAGUGCCGGAGCUGGCAGUCAGCACGGGCAAAUCACCAUACAAGAGGUGACUGAACCUGAUGAACAGGAGGAGAGACAAUUUGCUUCAUCAGAAGAUGUGACUGAUCACGUUGCUUCUAAGGAGGAGGCUCAGAAGAGUUUGCCACUGAAGUCCUGUGAGAAGCUUCGUGUUUCUGAACCAACUAAUGCCUAUGACUUCGGUCAGAUUGUAAAUGCAGUGAAUGCCAAUAAGGAUAAAGCUGCUUGUGCAGAUCUUUUAACAAUUACUGAUCCAAAAAAAUUGCCAGUGCUGCUAAGUAACAAACUUGAAGGAGAAACCUUUUUGAUUUUUAUCCAGUCAUUGGAAUAUUAUGUAGCUGGAAAAGAUCCUGGCCUUGUGUAUCAGCACCUCUUCUACUUGAGCAAAGCAGAAAGGUUUAAGCUGGUGCUGGCUCUUCUUAGCAAAAAUGAAAAAGAACAAGUGCAGCAACUGUUUGACUUGCUUUCAGAAAACCAGAGUGACCAGUACUCAUUGGAAGAUCUUGAGAGCCUUAAAAAGGUUUAUGAACUCUAA
Acanthisitta chloris (rifleman) is the source of this 1438-nucleotide messenger RNA. It is a transcript of the gene SPAG1, whose product is annotated as sperm associated antigen 1. Gene Ontology annotation, biological process: axonemal dynein complex assembly. The transcript has 9 exons. Gene Ontology annotation, cellular component: cytosol. Lineage: Eukaryota; Metazoa; Chordata; Aves; Passeriformes; Acanthisittidae. The annotation marks the transcript as partial. Gene Ontology annotation, molecular function: protein binding. The record is from RefSeq and is a predicted model, not a curated record.